Messenger RNA from Parascedosporium putredinis, 633 nucleotides. Lineage: Eukaryota; Fungi; Ascomycota; Sordariomycetes; Microascales; Microascaceae. The record is from the annotation of a GenBank genome assembly.
AUGUGCUUUUAUGAAGUCGCACACAUCUCGCCCGAGACCCAUGCCACCCCCAUCAUCACAACAACCGCGGCCCAGGCAACGGCGGCCGCCGCACCUGUGCCUGCCUCUGCAUCGCAGCCCGAGGUCGCCAGAGCUCUUCCGGCCAAGGAUUCCAUCACCUCGGAUACGAUUGAGCAGGCUUACGAGACGUUCCGCACCCCGCCCAAGAGCGGUGGCAAGUCCUUUGACACCUUCUUGCUGUACCAGCUCAUCCAGAAGCUCGAGUCCAAGGAGCUCAAGACCUGGGCCGAGCUUGCCCUCAAGCUAGGCGUGGAGCCUCCUGACCAGGAAAAGGGCGAGAGCUCUCAAAAGAUACAGCAAUACGCUGUUAGGCUAAAGAGGUGGAUGCAUUCCAUGCAUGUCGAUGCCUUUUUCGAGUAUCUCAUGGGCCGCCCUCACCAUCCGUACUGGAGCGAGGUCACUCCGGACCCAGCCCUUUCUGAACAGGGGAAAGACGGCGUAGCCCCCGAGGAUGACAUGGCUCUUCGAGCUCUCCUCCCUCAUAUCCGCCCUAAACGUGGCCGGAAGCGAGAGGCCGACGGCGGCCGCUCACCCUCCCAACGGCCCCGGUUAGAGACUCCCCGGCCAAGAUGA